Messenger RNA from Paraglomus brasilianum, 1617 nucleotides. The record is from the annotation of a GenBank genome assembly. NCBI's taxonomy places the organism in Eukaryota, Fungi, Glomeromycota, Glomeromycetes, Paraglomerales, Paraglomeraceae.
AUGAGUGGAUUUACUCCCAACAUAGCUGAUAAGGAUGUUAGGGUCGUUGUGGGCUUGGACUUCGGGACCACUUUCUCAGGUUUCGCCUAUGCCCAUACGACAAGCCCUGAUAGCGUUGAAACAAAUGACACAUGGCACAAUCGCAAAGCUUUAGUGAAGACUAACACUGCUCUCUUAUAUGAUGAGAAAUGGAAUGUCCUCGAAUGGGGCGCUUCAGCCCUAGCUUCAAAACCAAAGAUUAAAAAUGGAAAAGAUGCCAAGAACAACGGAAAACCGGUCGAGUUAUUUAAAAUUCAUCUUGGCACAAUGGAUCAAUCGCAGAAGCCUCCAUUACCGUUGGGAUUAGACUAUAAGCGAGCAAUAACCGAUUAUCUCCGUUGCAUGGGCACUGUAAUAAAAGAUACGUUGAACCAAAGAUGGCGCGGUUUAUCGUUCCAUAGAAACGUAUUGAAAGUUAUGACAGUUCCUGCCGAGUUUGACGAUAGAGCAAUCUUCAUAAUGCGAACGUGUGCCUACGAUGCUGGAUUUAUUGACUAUUUGAAUUCGGAACUAUUAGAAUUUACAACAGAACAUUCAUUCCUCAUUGUCGACUGUGGAGGAGGAACGGUGGAUCUGACAGUUCGAACAUUAAAGGCGGAUGGCAAACUGACUGAAGCUACAGAGAGGACAGGUGAAUUCUGUGGAGGAUCGUAUGUUGACCAGGAAUUUCUUAAAUAUGUCGGAAAAAAAGUUGGAGCAUCUGCCGUGGAAAUGUUAAAACAAAAUCAUUACGGACAACUUCAAUAUCUGAUACAGGGCUUCUGCUCACAAGUCAAGUAUGAAUUUAACGAUAAUCCCAAGGAAUAUAAAAGUCAAGACAUGGAUUUGGAGGAAUUAUGUCCAGCAAUAAAGCAGUAUGUGAAGGGAACUGAGAAACUACAGAUUGAAGAAGAUGAAUGGAUAAUCGAAUUAGAUUAUGAAACUGUCAAGAGCUUCUUCGACCCGGUUUUAGCAAAAAUCUGUGCUUUGAUCAGGAAGCAACUGGCUGCAACCCGUAAGAAAUGCGCCGCAAUGUUUGUUGUUGGCGGAUUCUCUAGCUCACCGUAUCUAUUCAAAAGAAUAAAGAAAGAGUUUAAUAGUCAAGUAUCAGCCAUAGCAUCACCACCUCAUCCGAUAGCAGCAAUAAUGUAUGGAGCUGUCUUCUAUGGAAUAAAUAAAUCUGUUGUAGAGACGCGUGUACUUAAGCGUACAUACGGUCUCGAGUUGACUGAUACUUGGACUUCAGCUCAUCCAAUUGAACGCAAGAAAGCGUCUGGUGGCGUGGCUUAUUUCCAUACAAUGGCUAAGCGAGGAACAGAAGUGCCAGUUGAUAAGAGUUUCUUGCAGGACGUAGUUCCAUUUUUACCCAGUCAAACCAGCCUGAGACUUAGUGUCUACACGACUUCAAAAGAAAGUGUAACAUAUUGUGAUGAUCCAGGAACGGAGGAACUUGGAACUUUGGUAAUUGAUUUACCUGAUCCGUACACAGAGAGGGAAGUGGAAUUUACACUAACAUUUGGGGCUCACGAAACGAAAGUGAAGGCGUACAAUAAAGUGAAUGGGAAGAUGUACACAGCUUCAUACAAACUGGUCUUGUAG